This is a messenger RNA of Salvelinus fontinalis (brook trout), 1592 nucleotides long. Its product is annotated as COP9 signalosome complex subunit 6. Bases 378 to 1271 code for a protein of 297 amino acids. Gene Ontology annotation, cellular component: COP9 signalosome. The transcript has 10 exons. Gene Ontology annotation, biological process: protein deneddylation. Gene Ontology annotation, molecular function: protein binding; metallopeptidase activity. The record is from RefSeq and is a predicted model, not a curated record. NCBI's taxonomy places the organism in Eukaryota, Metazoa, Chordata, Actinopteri, Salmoniformes, Salmonidae.
GUUUUUUACCGAGAACAUGUUUUUUUCUAUCUGGAACCACUAAGGGUUCACUUAUGGGGACAGCCGAAGUACCCCUUUAAGUUCUAGACAUCACCUUUUUACUAAGAGUGUACAUACAGUAGCUUGUUUUCUAUCUUUUUAAAUAGGGAGACCAUUUUGUUUUCAGAACUUAUUUCCAUGAAUCGUUUUCUCAUGGCUCUCUGCAGCAGACGUACUGUAUGGUGAGCAAUAUGUUUGGAUCGUCGAAUUGCAAUACAUAUAGAAUCGUGAGAAGCGAAAUACAUGUGUCGGCAGGUAGCCUAGUGGUUCGAGCGUUGGACUAGAAACCAAAAGGUUGCAUGAUUGAAUCCCCAAGCUGACAAGCCAGCCCCAGUGUUAUGGCGUCUGGGGUCACCGGCAGUGUCUCUGUUGCCCUGCAUCCUCUAGUCAUCCUCAACAUCUCAGACCACUGGAUUCGCAUCCGCUCCCAGGAGGGGCGGCCCAUGCAGGUGAUUGGCGCACUGAUCGGGAAGCAGGAGGGUAGAAACAUCGAGGUGAUGAACUCCUUUGAGCUGCUUCAUCAAUUGGUAGAUGACCGAGCACACAUUGACAAGGAGUACUACUACACCAAGGAGGAGCAAUUCAAACAGGUUUUCAAGGACAUGGAGUUCCUGGGCUGGUAUACCACAGGCGGUCCUUGUGACCAAUCAGACAUCCACAUUCACAAGCAGGUGUGUGAGAUCAUUGAGAGUCCUCUCUUCCUCAAGCUCAACCCAAUGACCAAACACACAGAUCUCCCUGUCAAUGUGUACGAGUCUGUCAUCGACAUCAUCAACGGAGAGGCGACCAUGUUGUUUGCUGAGCUGGGGUACACUCUGGCCACAGAAGAGGCGGAGCGAAUCGGAGUGGACCACGUGGCUCGCAUGACAGCCACUGGCACAGGGGAGAAUUCAACGGUGGCAGAACACCUCAUAGCCCAACACAGUGCAAUUAAGAUGCUACACAGCAGGGUGAAAGUCAUCCUGGAAUACGUCAAAGCAGUAGAAGCAGGAGAGGUGCCGUUUAACCACGAGAUCCUCCGAGAAGCCAAUGCUUUGUGCCAUAGACUGCCUGUUCUCAGCACCAUCAAAUUCAAGACCGACUUCUACGAUCAAUGCAAUGACGUGGGCCUCAUGGCUUACCUAGGUACCAUCACCAAGACCUGCAACAGCAUGAACCAGUUCAUCAACAAGUUCAACGUGUUGUACGAUCGACAGGGCAUCGGCCGGAGGAUGAGAGGACUGUUCUUCUGAGCGACAGAGAGGGAGAGAGAGGGAAUGAAAGAAGAGACGAAGAGGUCACAAGCACGGCAAAUGUUAAUUUGCUUGUCUGUAUUUUGUUAGUUGUGUCUCAUCAAACCAGUUUACUGUUUUCAAAGGUAGCAAAUGCUAGAAGUGUCUCAGACGACUUGUCUACCCCAUAAAAUCACACACAAACAGACUUCUCACUCGCAGUUUAAGGUUUGUGACUAUGCACAUUAACGAAUCCAUGUACACGAAAAUAAAUUACUUUUUUUUCCUUUUGCUUUGUUUUGUUACGUGUUUCUGUAAGUAAUAAAUGAUCUGCUGAUUUUU